This is a messenger RNA of Linum trigynum, 1032 nucleotides long. NCBI's taxonomy places the organism in Eukaryota, Viridiplantae, Streptophyta, Magnoliopsida, Malpighiales, Linaceae. The record is from the annotation of a GenBank genome assembly.
AUGCCUUCUCCUUCCCUGUUCUUCGUCAUCAUCACAAUUGCUCUGUUUCUAUCCUCGAGCAAAACCGCAGCAGCUAAAACCGGACCAAAGAAGCCACCACCCAAUAGCCACAACCACCACCACCCGCCGCCGCCGCCCAAUCAUCCGCGCCUGCCUCGACAGCAUGGCAUUACUACCACAAAAGCGCCACCGCACCCUGGCUACCUGCCCAGCUCCAAGUUCAAGCCCACAAGCUUCCGCAAAUGUUACAGAAACCUUUGGGGCGAGGGGCAUCAAAAGCUCGACCCAUCCGGUCUAACCGUGUGGCUCGACCGUGCUUCAGGGAGUGGGUUCAAAUCGUUGAAGGCGUAUCGGUCUGGUUACUUUGGCGCUUCCAUCAAGCUUCAAUCUGGUUAUACUGCUGGAGUUAACACAGCAUUCUAUUUGUCGAACAAUGAAGCUCAUCGAGGGAAGCAUGACGAAGUGGACAUUGAGUUUCUGGGGAGGACAUGGAAGGAGCCUUACACGCUGCAGACCAAUGUGUACGUAAGAGGGAGUGGGGAUGGAGGCAACAUCGUAGGGCGAGAGGCCAGGUUCCAUUUGUGGUUCGAUCCCACAAAGCAUUUCCACCGUUAUGCCAUCCUCUGGAAUCCCAAAGAGAUCAUAUUUCUUGUGGACGAUAUCCCAAUAAGGAGGUACGAGAAGAAAAGCAUAACGACCUUCCCAACAAGGCCAAUGUGGGUCUAUGGCUCUAUAUGGGAUGCUUCAGAUUGGGCAACAGAUGAUGGGAAAUACAAAACUGAUUACACAUACCAACCGUUUGUUUCACAGUACAAGAACUUCAGAUUAGCUGGUUGCUCCUCCAGUGCAACGCCACAUUGUCGACCAGUGUCUGCUUCCCCUUACCAGUCUGGUGGACUAUCGAAGAAACAGUUGAUGGCAAUGAGAUGGGUGCAAAAAAACCGUAUGGUUUAUCACUACUGCAUGGACACAACAAGGGAUCAUUCACUCACCCCAGAGUGCAAGAAGCUACCAAAAAAGAAAACAUCUUAG